AUGGCGCGAAGCAUGGACAUGGUGCCGCUGCUGCUUCUGUGCAUGGCCGCGGCCAUGGACGGCGCGGCGGCGCUGCACCUGUGCGUGGACCGGCUGUACGACAGCACGCAGGGCAAGCACGACGACGGCCUGCCCCACCUGAACCCGACGGAGGAGGCGACCUGGAUGACGCUCCUGCCGCGCAAGCUCGGCGCCAAGGCCGAGUUCGACUGGCUCGCGCUCUACCGGAGCCUCACGCGCCACGCCGGCGGCGGUGGCCAUGCCCCCGCGGAGUUCCUCUCCCAGGCGUCCCUGCACGACGUCCGCCUCGGCCCCGGCUCCAUGUACUGGCAGGGCCAGCAGACCAACCUCGAGUACCUCCUCUACCUCGACCCCGACCGCCUCACCUGGAGCUUCCGCCAGCAGGCCGGCCUGCCCACCGUCGGGGAGCCCUACGGCGGGUGGGAGGCGCCCGACGGCCAGCUCCGCGGCCAUUUCGUAGGGCACUACCUGAGCGCGAGCGCGAGCGCGCACAUGUGGGCGAGCACGCACAACGACACCCUCAGGGAGAAGAUGGCCAGGGUGGUGGACAUCCUCGACGACUGCCAGAGGAAGAUGGGCACGGGCUACCUCUCGGCUUACCCCGACGAGGCGUUCGACAUGUACGAGGAGCUCUCCGAGGCCUGGUCGCCCUACUACACCAUCCACAAGAUCAUGCAAGGCCUUCUGGACCAGUACACGCUGGCCGGGAACCGAAAGGGCCUUGGCAUGGUGGUGUGGAUGACGGAUUACUUCAGCGAGCGUGUGAAGAACCUGAUACAGACGCACUCGAUCCAGAGGCACUGGGAGGCGAUGAACGAGGAGACCGGCGGACUGAACGAUGUCAUGUAUCAGCUGUACACUCUGACGAAAGAACAGAAGCACCUGACAAUGGCCCAUCUUUUCGACAAACCGUGCUUCCUCGGCCCCCUCAGCCUUCAUGAUGAUGAUAUAGCGGGGCUGCAUGUUAACACUCACAUUCCUGUCCUAGUCGGUGCGCAGAAGAGAUAUGAAGUCGUCGGUGACCAUCUUUACAAGGACAUUGCAACAUUCUUCUUUGACGUUGUGAACUCCUCCCACACAUUUGCGACAGGCGGCACAUCUACCAUGGAACACUGGCAUGACCCGAAGCGACUAGUAGACGAGAUCAAAAUCAGCUCCAACGAGGAGACUUGCACCACCUACAACCUGCUUAAGGUGUCCCGAAACCUGUUCAGGUGGACAAAGUAA
This is a messenger RNA of Triticum turgidum subsp. durum (durum wheat), 1248 nucleotides long. The record is from the annotation of a GenBank genome assembly. Lineage: Eukaryota; Viridiplantae; Streptophyta; Magnoliopsida; Poales; Poaceae.